AAGCGAAUACAUCCAUUCCUAUCAUAGACCACAUGUACGAUUAAAUGUCUUUGGACCCAUUAGUAUACAACAUAUCACACAAAGGUAUAUAAAAAAGCUUUAAACUGGUCGAACUGCAAAAAAAACUAGGAUCCAGUGGGCUUUCAGCUGCCAGGAGCUAUAAGGGAUACAUGUGUGUGUAGUCUUUCAUAUUAAUCAUGAUCGCUGGUAGAUAGCCACAGAAGUCGUAACACAGUUUAACCUUGGCGGAUCCCAUUUAUUUUUUUCCUGGGCGGAUGUUUACCUGAGAGGAUCACAGUUUACAGUUCACAGCUGAAGACUUCUCCACGCUGCUUUCAAACUUCCCCGCUGUUCGCGUCCGGAUAUCUCCAUCGUAACCACAACCUCACACACUGAUCUAACCAUGACGCUUCAGUUUGUGUAUAACGGCCAGGACUUUGUCACAGAGGCCCAGCGGAGCAGUGGAAAUGGAAUUGCACCAGAGCCAUCAAAUUUUGACCUGACCAUCCAAGCCGGCUGGUCAGACAGGAUGAACAGGGGGCUCUUCCGCUACCAUCUGGAUGACUUACAAACGCGUAUCAUGCCGGGCCCACAUGGCUAUGUGGCCCAGCUGAAUAUUCAAAGAGGAUUACAAAGAAGAAAGCCUGAGGAAAUACUGAGCAUUAAGCAGGAGUUCAAUGCCAAUCAGUUUAAUUUUAACAACAUCGAUCCAGAAGAAGUCAUAUUUGAGAUGACAAAGGUUGUUGAGGGAAGAAAGGAAAAGGGACAGUUGCAUGAACGUUGGAGAGUGGUCGUGCUGGUCAAUGUCAGCCCUUUGGAGUUUGGACAUUUUCUCUUUGUUCAAGAACCUUCAUGCUGUUUACCGCAGGUCCUGACAAGCUUCUCCAUCCAGGUUGGUAUUGAAUCUGUGCUCCUGAGCUCCGAUCCUGGCUUCCGUGUGGGGUUCAAUAGUCUUGGAGCAUUUGCCUCUGUCAAUCAUUUACACCUACAUGGGUACUACCUGCACCAUGAGCUCCAGAUAGAAUCUGUGCCUGUCAAGCUGCUAGUUCCUGAAAAGGGAUUUUAUCGCUUAUUGGACUUUCCUGCAGGCUUUUUGUUUUACACAGAAUCAGAGUGUGUGGUGAAAGUUGCCAGAGCCAUCUGUCAGGUCACAGACUUUCUUGUGGAAAGUAAUACUGCGCACAACCUGUUCUUGACUCGCGGGAGUCCGCCCUCUGAUCAGAUACAGGAUGAAAAGGAUCACUGCUCAAGAAAAGGUGUUCGCAUCGCUGUAUGGCCCAGAACAUCGUGCUUCGGUGCAAAGGACGAGUCUGCCUUCAACGUUGCUCUCUGUGAGCUGGCAGGGCAUUUACCAUUCAAGAACAAGAAGGACUAUGAGCUCUCUACUGAGAAAGAUGUCAAAGAUGUCAUAGAGAGGUAUCUUCUGCCUGAAGCGGAGUUUCACACGUUGGAACAGCACCUCACUCGCCAUCUGACGGAUUUAUAAUGCAUGAACAUUAAAUGAUGAGCACACAUUCCUCAGAUGUCCUGACAUGUGUUUAGGUUUUGUGGUGAAAUGUUUCUUUGGAAACGAUGCCAAAUCUCCUUUCCUGUAUUUGUCCCGUGCACAAAAGACCUUCUUACACAAUUAUAUUAUCAGUAAGAGAAUAUCAAAUUGAGUAAUUGAUGUGUUGUUUUAAAACUUCAAAUAAAAUUCAGAAAGCAUUUUAUCUUAAUAUAAAA
Gymnodraco acuticeps is the source of this 1722-nucleotide messenger RNA. It is a transcript of the gene gdpgp1, whose product is annotated as GDP-D-glucose phosphorylase 1. NCBI's taxonomy places the organism in Eukaryota, Metazoa, Chordata, Actinopteri, Perciformes, Bathydraconidae. Gene Ontology annotation, biological process: glucose metabolic process. Gene Ontology annotation, molecular function: GDP-D-glucose phosphorylase activity. The record is from RefSeq and is a predicted model, not a curated record. Gene Ontology annotation, cellular component: cytoplasm. The coding region runs from base 404 to 1486 and encodes 360 amino acids. The transcript has 3 exons.